GUCACAUGCCCUGUGUGCGGGUGUGGGAGGUGGGCGGCGGUCAGGUGGCCGAGGUUCAGUCUCACAAGUACGGAGUUUCCUGCGUGGCGUUCUCCACCAACAGCUCCUACAUCGUCUCCGUGGGAUACCAGCAUGACAUGACAGUCAGUGUGUGGGACUGGAGGCUGAACGUUGAAGGUUUGCGGAGGGCUCGUCAGGGCAGGUACGUCGCCGUUCGCCUCGCAGCGGCGUUCUUAACAUGUGACAUGAGCUCCGUCUGCUGACCUGUAGUUUCUCUGAAAUCCCAAAUAUUUCCACACUGCUGAUUUAUUCCCGAGAAAAUCCUCGCCGUCUUUCUCCUGGCUGUUGCCAUCAUCUACC
Plectropomus leopardus (leopard coralgrouper) is the source of this 360-nucleotide messenger RNA. The record is from RefSeq and is a predicted model, not a curated record. Lineage: Eukaryota; Metazoa; Chordata; Actinopteri; Perciformes; Serranidae.